AGUUCAGUUUGGAGGCACCACUGAUGAAAAAAGGUCACUGGGGAAUGUGUUGGUUGAGGAUAAAAAGAGGAUUUCUCAGCAAAUUUGAUUUGAAUGUAAAGGAAAAUGAGAAGGCUUUGGUUGAACGUGGACAGUGCGAUGUUCCAAACUUGGUUCAUAAUAAACAGCCCAUUUUUGGAAUGACACCACCAAUUCCUUCUUUAUCUUUCGGAAAAGAAGAUGAAUAUUUUGUGGAGGAAGAUGGGUGGACUCAGAUUUUGUCCCAACUUCAAAUUAGUUCAAAGGAACAACCCUGCUCUUCUCUUUUCUUCAUUCUCUACCACUCGGGCUUCUUACAACACUCUCGUCUCUGAGAAUGAUUGAAGUUAUAUGGGGUUGAAAGCUGAGCAAUU
Molecule: messenger RNA, 392 nt
Organism: Cucumis melo (muskmelon)
Lineage: Eukaryota; Viridiplantae; Streptophyta; Magnoliopsida; Cucurbitales; Cucurbitaceae
Exons: 5
Coding region: 24-353 (109 amino acids)
Source: RefSeq, a predicted model, not a curated record